This is a messenger RNA of Prorocentrum cordatum, 1252 nucleotides long. The record is from the annotation of a GenBank genome assembly. Lineage: Eukaryota; Dinophyceae; Prorocentrales; Prorocentraceae.
GAACAAAGGGAGAGGUGGUGGAGGGUGGUGAGCAGAAGGCCCGUGUCUCUGCUCACGUCUGCACAUCCGCCAAUGACAAGCACUGGCCGAGAACCAAACGGGGAACUCUUGCGCGAAGCUUCAGCGUCCAUACCCCCUACACACGCCGCGCUCAUGCCCGCGCCGUACACGUGCACGCGCGCGGCCCAGAAGAGCUGACAAUCGAUAUGCAUGGAGCCCGCGCGUCUGUGGCGCAGGCUCCCCAUGCUGAGUGCAUGCUGGGGGCGGUGCCAGCUGUGAUCCAGCGACGCCCCGCGGCCAGAGGCAGCGAGGACGAGGAUGAGGACGAGGAUGAGCGGGGAAAAGAGAAUCGGGAGGAGGAGGAGGAGGAGGAGGAGGAGGUUUUUUUUGCUGCAAGAACGAUGCCUGGCGGUCCCCGCCCCAGCUCGCCACAAGAGAAAGAGGAUGGGCGGGCACUCCGCCACGGGGUGCCUCCCGCCCCGGAAGAGGAGGAGGAGGAGGAGGAGGAGGAGGAGGAGGAGGAGGAGGAGGAGGAGAGGCCUACAAGAGCUCAGUCUCCUCACGAUGCGCCGAGCAGCGGGCCGCCCAGCCGCAGCGGGUCGGAGGUCCGGGGGCGCGCCCGGCACCUCCAGCCAGCCCCGACCUCGACUCGCGACGCCCAGCACGCCCAGCGCGACGCUGGCAGGGGCGCCGGGUGCGUCGGCGCCCCCCUCCGCUGCCAUGCCGGCGCCGCCCUCGUCGCGGCCGCUGCGCACGCAGGCCGUCCCGUCGAAGCAGUGCCCGGGCCUGCACCGGCACGCCGAGGCAUCAGAGCAGUACUGGUUGGCCCCUCGGCAGCACCACAGGCCGAGCAACUGGCAGGCGUUGCACGACGUGCCCGCGUACGUGGUGCACGACCCCGGCCUCACGCACUCGCCCGCCUCGCGGCAGCGCAGGUUCCCUCGGGGCAGGUGCAGUUCAGGUUGUGCUCUCUCCGGAAUACCGCGUGCGCAUUCGUUGGGUCUGGGCCGACGAGCGUGCACUGCGCGUUGCGCCACCACUUGCAGGGGCUCACGUUGCAGCUCCCGCCCGUGUUGAGCUCGCACGCUGCGCCGCUCGGACCCGGCAGGCUCAGCAGACCGGCGAGCACUGCCCACCACGGCAUUGCCGCUUUCCGGCCGUCUGCCGAAGCUGGGGAACAACGCAGCGCAUUCUGGGUCAAACCACACGCUCGAGCCGAGAUGCCAGCGAAGCUGCGGCAGCUCCUGUACCC